This is a messenger RNA of Anolis sagrei ordinatus, 3280 nucleotides long. Its product is annotated as synaptogyrin-3. Gene Ontology annotation, cellular component: synaptic vesicle membrane; neuromuscular junction. NCBI's taxonomy places the organism in Eukaryota, Metazoa, Chordata, Lepidosauria, Squamata, Anolidae. The record is from RefSeq and is a predicted model, not a curated record.
UCCUUAGAGGGGGGAGAAAGGAGAAAGAGGGCUUGGAGGGCGAGAGACGCGCCUUUGCAGCCUCCAGAGGGGAGGGAAAAAAGUGGGGAGGUGUGGGCGAGUGGGCUGGCUCUGUGGCCCAUCCUUCCCCCUUCUCUGUCGCCUUCCUCCUCCUCCUCCUCUUCUUCCUCCUGCUUUGCUGCUGCAAAGGCGAGGCGCUGCAAACAGGACUCGCCCUUCCCUUGGAAAUCAUUGCAAAGGAUACAAUAAGAGGGAGGGAUUGGAGAGGCCCAUCAUCCACCAUGGAAGGAGCAUCCUUUGGGGCCGGGCGGGCAGGGGCUGCUGUGGACCCCAUAGAGUUCAUCCAGAGGCCCCAAACCAUCCUUAGGAUCAUCUCUGGGGUCUUUGCCAUUGUGGUAUUUGGCUCCAUCAUCAACGAAGGCUAUGUCAACACUGACAAAUCCCCAUUGCUGCGCUGCGCAUUCAAUGCCAACGAGAGCGCCUGUAACUACGCCAUCACCAUCGGCCUCAUUGCCUUCCUGGCCUGCAGCCUUUUCCUGGUGGUGGACCUCUACUUCCAGCAGAUCAGCAGCGUCAAGGACCGCAAGCGCGUGGUACUGGUCGACCUGGGUUUCUCAGGCUUCUGGGCCUUCUUGUGGUUUGUGUCCUUCUGCUUUCUGGCCAACCAAUGGCAGCGGACGGCACCCAGCAAAGCAGCCUCCCAUGCCGGAGAUGCGGCGCGAGCGGCCAUUGCCUUCUCCUUCUUCUCCAUCAUCUCCUGGGUGGCCCUGGCUUUGAAGGCGCUACAGCGGUUCCGCCUGGGGACGGACAUGUCGCUCUUCGCUACAGACCAGUUCCCGCCGGAUCCCAAUGCAGGAUACCCCGGGUACCCCACCGGCUCGGGCGUGGAAAGCACGGACACCUACCAGAGCCCCCCAUUCUCCGAGACCUUGGACACGAGCCCCAAGGGCUACCAGGUGCCAGCCUAUUGAGGAGCAUGGUGGGGUCUGCUAUUAUUGGGGGGGGGGGGUAUCGUCCCAUGUGGUUGUAUAGCAAACGGGACCUGGCCCAGUGGAAAUGGGCCUGGCUUCCCUUUCUAUGGUGCAAAGUAUAGUCAACUGGUUGGUCGCGAAAUGUAUUCCAAGAGUCCUCUUCUUAGUUUUCUAAAUGUAUGGCGAGUUUUAAAUGUGUGCCGGGUUCAACUUUUAACUCUUAGCUCAUCUGGUGAUACAGUGGAUUCUGUACCGUGGUGGUAUUGGUUCUUGUCUUUUACCUGUCCGAGGAUCUUCUUUCUUUUUUAAAAGAGAUAUAUAGACAUACAUAUAUAUAUAUAAAUAAAUAAAUAUAUAUACAAAACACAAACUCAACAGUGUUCCCUCUAAGCAGGACAUUUAAGGAUGGUUGCUGCUGCUCACGGCUGGAAAACGCACAGGAAAUGAGCUAUCGCUCAGUCAGUUUUUCCAAAACUUUCCCCCCAAUUUUCCACUUUUCUCCCCCAAAUAAGUAGAUGCUUUAACUCGUCUUCCGGGGCUAAACUCCCCCAAAAUAUCGUUCUCUUAGUUUUCAUUUGAGGGACAUCCUCCUUCCUUCAUUAUUUCCUUUUUAAACCAUAGGAAACGUCACUUGGGUUCCUCUUGUUUUUCCCCAAAAAAAGUGCCAAAAUCUUAAGCCAAAUAUUACAUUAUGUUACUUUUUGUACAGUUAUGAAAUUCCUGAAAUGAAUAAAUCUAGGCUGCAAACUUUAGCUUCACAUAUAGGUUUUUAGAUAGGAUUCUGGGCUUUAAUACAUUUUCCCUUCGUUUGUUUAAAUCACAUUUUUGCACUUAAGGGGAAAACAUUUCAGAUUUGGAACAGCCAUCACAAGAGCAAGAAAUGAAGCAUUACGGUAGGUCCAGAAGGACCUAAAACAGGCCAAGUGGAGCAUCCCAACUUUCCAACUCAUACAUUUCUCCAUCUCCCAAAUUAGAAAGAGGAAUUUGAAGCCAUUUUGGAGGAAACGGAUAAAUAGAAGAGGGACUAGAAUAGGAAACCCUGUGUCCCUCAAUGGGAACGGUCUUCUCAAAAUGGUAUCCAAUACAUUGAGAAGUAAGGCUGUGUUAUGCACCUGGCAUUUUGCUAAAUACAUGUAUUCAAUCAAUGACAAAUUGAUAAACACUCUGUGUAGACUUCUUAACUUCAACAAGGGUCAUAUUAAAAUCUGCAAGUUGAGUCUGUACAGCAAGUGGAUUGACCAAUCAGCCAUUGAUUGAGUAGCCUUGAACCCAUUUCCAUCCCUAUUGAAUCAAUGGGUUUGACUUACCAUAUAUUCUCAUGUAUAAGUCGAGGGUAAGUUUUGGGUCAACAUUAUACAUUUCAAUAUGACCUAUAUAUUGGUCUAGACCAGCCAUGGGCAAACUUCAGCCUUCCGGGUGUUUUGGACUUCAACUCCCACAAUUCCUAACAGCUGGUAGGUUGUUAGGAAUUGUGGGAGUUGAAGUCCAAAACACUUGGAAGGCCGAAGUUUGUCCAUGGCUGGUUUAGACUUGUACAGAAAGUGCUGGAUUUACCAAUCAGUCAUUGAUCGAGUGGCCUGAACCCAUCUCCAUCUUAUCCAUCUCCAUAUGAGUAGACCUAUUGAAUCAAUGGGAUCAGCUUCCUGAAACACACUGAUGUGUAAGUUGACCCCAUGUUUAAGUCGAGAGCAAGUUUUGGGGCCAAAAUUAUGGAUUCCUCCCAAAGUUGCUGCAAACCUCAACCUUUGUGUACGGAGAUGCUUCAUAAGUCUUGCAUAUGAGUCAUAUUACUAGAAUAAUGGUAACUCCAUUAAAUGAUGAUGGGUAUCAGAAUACCAAAUUGGACUGUAUUCACAUUUCAGCAUCUGUCCCCCAUUCACAAUUUCGUAACGGGACACAACCGGGUUCGGUCUCGUAUCCAAAAACCCUAAAUAUGCGGGGUCUGAACCUGAAAUGGUUUCCGAAACAAACAGGGUCUGAAAGCAGUCGAACUGUAGCAAUAUUUCCCUUAGAGAGAACACUGCCAUCCUAGCGGACGACUGUGUGUUUUCCAGUAUUUUUAGGCAACAGACGGAAGCCGUCAUACACCUUUAAUGUCUUUUCUUUCGAUCGAGAUUGUACAAAAUAUAAAUGUCUGUUCGGUACAAGUGUAUUUUUUCUAACUGUAUAAAAAAUGAUGAAUCCAUUCCAGAGUAUCCGUGUAUUUGCCUGUAAAAAGGAGGAGGAAAAAAAAGGAGAGAGUCCAUGUUCUUCUGUCUGAGUGGAAAGCAGUGUUGUUGUGUUGUAUAUUACCAUUUUGAAUGUAUGCA